AUGCUCUACAGAAAGAUCCGCGAGCCUCAGCUCAUCACCGUCACUGUCACCAUUUUCUGCCGUUAGUCUCGCGUUCUGUUCGUUUUUAUGAUUUCUUUCAGAACCCGGAAAACCUCCCAAAUUCGCUUCUUGCCGUUUGAACAGCUCGGAAAUCAAUGAGAAGUUGCUGUCAAAAGGAGGAAAAGAGAAGCAAGAGACCUGUCAGAGCUCUCCCAAGUCUCAGGUGCACAUUGAGGUGACAAUUGCUUCAAUGAUCCGCUUCUCAGAAUGCCACGGGCCCGCAUCCAAUGAAGUGCGAUCACACCUGUCAAAGAACUCCUGAAAAGGCAAAUUCAAGUGAGAAUUUUCGAGCGUUGGUCAUAAUAUAACGUAAACGUAGUUUAGAACUAGAACGAAAGUUUUGUAGAUCUACCAACUAGAUUGAUUGAUGUGGUUGGUUCCAUGGUUUAUUUAGACGCAAAGCGGUUGGAAUCACUACUAAUGAUCACUUUUUAAACUACCUUUUUACACCAUAAUCGAACCACUUAAUUUUUAUUGUGAUAAAGUGAAGUUUGAAAAAAAAAUAUUGAGGGCACGAAAUAAAUGUUUAGAAAAUAUUCUCAAAGAUCUACACUUUUAUGGUUGCAGAAGGAAAAAUGAGGACCGAAUUAACAAAUAAAAAGUAUUUUAAGAUAUUCUUCUUAAUAUUUCACUUUUUCUUUCACCGUAAAUUUUAGGUAGUGGGAAAAGUUCUGGGAAAAUUUUGUUGAAACAUGACAAAAUUAAAGAUUUUCUCUAACGUUUUUGAACGCUUCAAACUAACCCUUACAACGGCCCUGAAGGGAAACUAAAAAAUUCUUGUAUGUCAGGUUUAUUUUUGAUAAUGGAAUGUGAUACAAUCUCUGCUUGCUUUUGAUACUUUCAAAGUUUUUCGAUUCUAGUUUUCGAGAAUGCAAAAAAAAAACUUCAAACCUCAAUAAUUUGCUUUGAAUGUUUAUGCACGUCACCUAUCCUGAAUGCCUUCUUUCGAAUCCCAUUAAUCCAUUCCCAGUCUCAAACUGCUUCUCAAUUCUAUUUUCAGCUCCUAACGACCGGCACGUCUAUAUCGAGAUUCGGAAGAAGAACCAAGGCGAUUUUGUGUGGGAUCAUCAACACACCGUCGACUUUUCUUCCCAUACCUUUCACCAGCCUCCUGAUUGA
This is a messenger RNA of Caenorhabditis auriculariae, 1179 nucleotides long. Lineage: Eukaryota; Metazoa; Nematoda; Chromadorea; Rhabditida; Rhabditidae. The record is from the annotation of a GenBank genome assembly.